This is a messenger RNA of Rhipicephalus sanguineus (brown dog tick), 6249 nucleotides long. RefSeq names its product inositol polyphosphate 1-phosphatase-like (gene Ipp). Gene Ontology annotation, molecular function: inositol-1,4-bisphosphate 1-phosphatase activity. NCBI's taxonomy places the organism in Eukaryota, Metazoa, Arthropoda, Arachnida, Ixodida, Ixodidae. The record is from RefSeq and is a predicted model, not a curated record.
CUCGCUUGCUUCGAAACACCCGCCAUAGCUGUUCACCCCGGAUUUGGAGUUGGAUAGCCCCACCCCCCUUUGCGUACGUUUCCCGCAUCCACGCUUGAAGUUGUGGUUGCGCUAUUGGUUCGAAGUGGGUCGCGGGGACCUAUUUACAGUAUGCGUAUGUUCCAAUAGUAAACUGGGAAAAUUACGAUAGCUCGCGCGAUAAAAGCGGUAUCCGGUUGUUUCGGUUUGCGACGCCAUUCGAGCGGGUUUCGGGCAACCUCUACGGGAAGCCGAACGAAGGGGCAUCUGUCAUCUAAUUAGGCGCACUUCUGCCUACUUGGCGAUGCUGCAGAUGAUCUUCACUUGUUGAAAUUUAGAAAAUAGCCACCGGCUUGUCCCCAUCCUAAAACAACUUCGAGCAUAAAUAAUGGCAGCCUCACUUGCAUUACAAGAGGAACAGAUCGAGUGGUCCUUGCUGCUUGAAGCCCUUGUGUGUGCGGCUGAGAAGGGAGCCCAGCUGGCCAGAGCGUGCCGUGCAGAGGAGCCUCUGUUCCAGCUCCUGGUGGAGGAGAAAGCUGGCCCUGAUAGAAACCCCCGGUUCGUACAUGAUUUCAAGACGUUGGCUGAUGUGCUCAUUCAGGAAAUGGUACGACAUGACCUCUCCUGCCUGCAUCCCGAGCUUGGUAAGUCUUUGCGAGGAGAGGAGAGCAACAAGUUCACGAGCAGCCAGGGCGAAACCAUAUGCGUGGAAGUGCAGCCAACACAGGAGGAAACUGCUCAGCUGCUGGAGCGUGUGCUUGAUGGGAACACGGCAGCAGCGAGAAAGUUGGCCCAGAUUGUUCACUCAAACCCCGAAGUUUGUGAGGACACAGAGCUGAGUACUUGCCCCGUGGCAUGUGUUUCCUCUCUUGGAAUCUGGAUAGACCCUAUCGAUUCUACAUCUGAGUACAUUGCUGGCAAGUGGGGUGACGAAGAUGAAGGAGCAGGCAUCGUUAGCUCAGGUCUUCAGUGUGUCUCAGUGCUAAUUGGCGUUUAUGAUCGUGGCACUGGCCUACCAGUUGCUGGUGUCGUGAAUCAACCCUUCCAUCACCUGGAUGACCAUAACAGGCCUGUAGGACGUUGCUACUGGGGUCUGGCUCUGGGUGCACAACAGUGGCACAGCCGACAAUUCUGUGAGGAUGAAGACCCUGAUCCGCUGCGGAGGCGUCACCAUCCCCGUGUCCUGCUCAGUGCCAGUGAGAGCAGUGCCGUUGUUCAAGCCCUGGAAGCUGCUGGCUGCGAAGUGCACUUCGCUGCAGGUGCCGGAUACAAGCUGCUGUGUGUGGCCCUGCUGCGUGCCGAUGCGUACCUUGUCACACAAGGCACAACUUUCCGCUGGGACACGUGUGCGCCGCAUGCCCUGCUGUUGGCUCGAAACAUGGGCCUUUUGCAGCUGUCGAAGAGGCUGGCGUUCCGUGGUGCGUGCCUGCACCCUGUCAGUUAUGCUGAUCCCGAUGAUGAGCUCUGUGACAAGGUGUCCGGGGCUGCCCUAUGGCGCAACAGCCGGUGUCUCUUUGCCUGCCGCAACUCUUUCAACUCGAGGCUCGUUUUCGAUGCACUCAGAGCGUCUUCCGUUAAGGCUACGAGCGGGGUGUCGUGAAUGACCACUGCAUUGCCCACCAUGGUCGGCAUCGGAUGUAGAUGUGAAAAAAUUUUUUUUCAUUACUUGUGGCCAAACAUGGAGAAGCGUUGCCAAAGUGUGCAACAUUUACCUUAAUAUGCUACCUGGACAAUGCAGCAUUUACGGCAAUGACAAGGCAGGAAGGUACAAAACAAAGACAUUUUGGCAAAGUGCAGCUAGUGGGCAUGCGAGUCAGAUGAUAUGGAGCUGCAAAAGCUGCUAAUGAAUGAAGCAGGUGUCAUCAUUGUCUAGUUAAUCUGAAAAGCAUCAUUUUGCUAUCUACGACUUCUGCCUAAUAGUAUCUCUCAGCAGAUAGUCCUGAAUGGCUACAGCAAGUUAACUUAUGUAACACUGGCAAAUUUGAGUUGCUUGUGUAGAUGCAGCUUGCUAAGAGCAGCACAACAUGCAAGUGCAGAGGUGUUUGGAGCUUUUUGAAUCCCCAAUUUUUCUUUCACUACUCAGCUAAGCAGUUGGAAGUGGAGAAAGGUUGAAUGCAAUAUAGGCUGCAAUGUUCAGUUUCAAGGUGCAUGCACUUGCUCCUAAAGAUUUUUUUUAAAACUUGUUUUGCACAGUUCCUAACAUUUUUCUUCACCCAAUGCAUUUAACACCAAUGUUGGUGUGCAGUUCUUCGCUAUUAUAUAUCUCAUUCUUGCUGAGCAGCCGUGCAGUGUCAGAAGCAGGGUUAAUGAAAAGAACAGGUCAGUAACUGCAUUCAGCAAUGAGUUCAGGUAUGUUGAUUAAAUAAGAACACAUAAUUACAGGUAUUUUGAACACACUGCUUCACUGCCCCCAUUAGCUUGUCUGGUUUGGCUUACUCUUAUCAGGUUUUCUUGUGCUCUAAAUUUUUCCUGCAUUAACUUUGCAUAUGCAUUCAGCUUAAUAUUCAAGCAGCAUGAGUUUAGUUUACAUAAUGUUAGGUUGUGAUGCUGGUGUUGCAGAAAAAAAAUUGUUUAUUGUACAAUCAGUUUUAUAACUAUGUUUUGCAACAUGUUUUCAUGUCCUCUUCAAGCAUGGAGGAAGAUGUAGUACUUGUCACUUUCUGGUGACUGCUGUGGCAUUCUGCUGCUUAGUUCUAGGUCGUUGGUUUGAUUACUAUCCACGGUGACUUCAAGUCAACGAGGGCAAAAUGCAGGGACGCAGCACCCUCUCGUACUUGGAUUUGUGUGCAUGUUAAGUGACCUCUAGUGGCCAAAAUUUAUCGGGAGCCUUCCAGCUUCUAUGUCCCUCAUAAGCCCAGCGUGAACUUUUGGGAGGCUAAACUCCACAGCUGAAAAAUUUUUACACGCUUAUCAUUAAUCUCAUCUGAAACAUUGUGCAGUCCUUGCAUCAAGAAGUGUUUACUUGUCAUGGCUCUCUUGAAAGACCCUACCUGGUGAAGGAGGGAGAAAAAGGGCCGUUAAACUCGUAAACAUUAGGAGAACAAUGAAAUCGGACAAGCCCCAUUUACAUUUACAGUUCACUACAUAUACAGCUAUGUGUUGACAUUAGCAGUGGUAGACCAUUCCAUGUACAAUAAAAAAAACCGCAAUUUUACAGCUGCUUAAGAGAAACUACGAAAGCAGUCGAAUGCUUUCUAUUUAGCGUCACUGGGUACUUUGCUCUAUUAACGGGUGUGCAUAGGCACUUUCAUUGUAUAGAAAGUGCAGCAUAACACAAAAUCUGUAAGUAUCACAGUGCAAAACUCGCACAAACCAUCCACAUGUAGAACCAGUUAUUGUGUUCUAUAAUAUUCACUCACAUCAGCAUUCUCACUUGAAGGUUUCUUUUUUUCUUAACAAAAAAACAUCUUGAUAGAUUUGGAGCGACUGACUAUUCCUUCAUAACUCUUGUCUACGUGUUUCUCUUAGAAUAGGCCUCAUUUUGCACCCGAACUGUGGCUCUGACAGUGUCAGUAGGACAUCACAGACAUUUAGGUAUAUUGGUAUUUGUGGGUUUAAGGAAGUGAGUCCUCACAAGAUACCACAUUGCGUCUGAUAUCUCCUAAGUUUCCCUUGCUUUUGAAUGCAAUGUUAUUGAUAAGCAGUAGCCAGUUGAUUUAAGCAGUUGUCCUGUGUAAGCUGUCAGUCGACGAUGCUGUGGAAAACUGGUACAAUACUGUGAAAGUUGUAUCACAGUCUUUUAAAUUUUCACUUAAUUUUUUAAUUACUGAGGUUCCACUUAUGGUAACAAUCCUAAUAGCAAUACCAGAAGUCUUAUGUACCAGUUUAACCGGGCACAGUAUUUCAGAUGUUACUCUUAAUUUUUUCGUUCAAGGGUUAGAGUAGGACAAAGAAUAUCAAGAAUGAACAUAGCCCUGGAAUAAUGCGGCCAUCGACGCUCGCUUCCAAAAAAAAUUGAAAUCAGUUUGGCUUUGUGUUGAAGGCGACAAUAGAAAAACUUUUUUUCUCACGACUCGACGGCAUGACAGGAAUUGUCCAACUACACUUUAGAAUUUCAUUGAUGCUUCUAACUCGACAAAAUGUGUGUUCUCAGGGGAUCUCCGUGAAUUAAGGCUGAGGAAUUAAGGCUGAGGCUUCCCAAUAGACCCUUUUCAUAAUCCGCAAGUGUUCUUCCCUGCGCUGCAUAUUUGCCCAACUAGUGUAGGCACCUGUCAUACUUCAAGUGGAGAGUGGAGACGAGGUCCCAUUUUCACGUUCUAGGGAUUGUCUAUUAUGCAUGUUUAUACUAAGAGAGCCAAGUCUACAUUUUCCGUGUUAUAGCGCAAUCAAACUGUGCUUGAACACGCUAUUUGCAGUAAGUGACUAGCCACCAUUAGUUGGCCGAACUGCAUCACAGGAAAGCUAGCUUUACAAUUAUGAAAAGGGUCUAUUAUCAUGUGUAAGAGCCUCGUCAGUCAUCCUUUUAAGCUGGUAAAUAAUAUGUGUUUAAACCAUGUGUUUGAUGAGCAUUUAUGUGGUCAUGCAGAGCAAUUUCAUGAACAAUGACUACCACUGUACCCUGUCAUAGAUGUAAAUACCUUGUCGUGGACGUGACGCUGCACAAGAUGCUAGCGUGGAGCUUUUGCAGAAGGUACCGUGCAUUUUGACACUGCAAGUGUACUUUGUAGACACAAUUUGAGUCCCAAAUUAGACAGAUGGUAGUGUGUGACUACAGUAGACUAACAGGCAUUUAACAUGAGUCACGAUUGUAGCACAUGCAUGAAACUUUUGUGUGCAAGUUGUUCGCUAGUGUUGUGCUUCCGGUAGUUUUUAGCACGCACACUAGGAAUCAACUUGCACAUGAGGAACUUGCAGGCAUUUCUAGUGUUCCACCAAGCUCACUUUACUAGUGUUCCAAGUUCAUUAUCAUGUUGUGGCUGUUGUACAAAUUGUUGGUAGUGGUUUGUGUGUAUGUAAAUUUUUAAGCAAAUGUUGCUGCACAACUGCUUGCUGUCAGAAAGUGCACAAUGAGUAUAGAAGUCAUAUCUAUUAAUGUAUAUUAUGUCCACCGCUCUUUCAAACCUCGCACAUAACUUUUCUUGCAAAUGCGAAUGAACUAGUGGCACAGAAAUAAACCUAACCUAGCCAAUUUUUAUGCGCAACUUUUUCAUUAGAUUAUGUAAGAAAAGCAUUCUUAAGUCAAAAUUUCUUUAACUGUACUCUUGCUUGGCAUAGGACUGUCACACUGGCUAAAGGCCUUUGAACAAUACCAACUAGUAUCUGAAGAAACAUUUUUCAGAAUUUGAAGCUCUGGAAAAGGCGAGUUCGCUUAUCCCGAAAGAUCCUGCUACUAUGCUAACACUGAGGUCAAUUAGGACAUGUUAAAUUUUUUUAGACUUUACAUUGACCACAACUUUGUAGUUGAAAGUCUUCUAAUUUUUCAAAGGAACUUUUGUAACUUCUUCAUCACUUUAAUAAUCUUACAAAAUCUUCUGCAGGACCACCUCGUGCAAAUACAGUGCACCAAUAUUUUUAGGGAAACAUAAUUCAGUUAACUUUUGUCAGUAUGUUAUAAAUAGCCUAACAUGUGGUUUCCUUACUGCCCUUUUAACAAAGGGAAACCAUCACUUCGGAUAUUUACAGCAGUACGUUGUAAGCAUAGCCGAGCAUUUAGUAAAGCCGCUCAUGUCAAUUUUAUAGUCCUUGGCCUCUUGAUGCCUCACUAGUACUAUUCAUACAGCAACCAGCACUAUUUGAUAAUGAAUGCUUUUUACAAUCUUUUAUAUUGUGCUUUCUCUUGAAAACAUUUUCAUACUUGCACGGCACAAAAUGCCAACAGAGAUGUUAUAAACAGUAUUAGUGGUCAUCGUUCAUAUGGAUGCUCAUAGAGGAGUUUACUACUUAUGUGGGAUUUAUUUACAUUUUGAUGUUAUAGUGUACAUUUUCUAUUUCAUGUUUGUGAUCACUAGACUGAAUACAGUACUAAGUGUGUCGUGCCAAUCACAUUUGGCUUGAUGUAUAAAAUUUUUUAGAGCUAUACAAUGAAAUAUAUAUACACACUCUCUUAUACACCAGUAUUGUAUGUAUAACGCAUACAUUAUCAGAUUUAUUUACCAUGUUCUAGGCUACGUAGUGUGCAUUUGUUGAAUGUUAACUGUUGUCAUUGUGGUGUGCACAUUAGUUUGUUUCCAACCUGUUGUUAAGGUUAGUUUGCAAGUUUACACUGUUAUAAAUCUUUACAUAUGCUGUUGA